AUGGCCGUGGCUCUUGCUCAUCCGCCCGCUCGGCGAGCCCUUUGGUGGCUGGUCUGUCUCGCGGCCCUGGUGGCCGCUCCUGGCUUGGAGGUGGACCUGAGGCGGUGGAUAUCGCGGAUGCACGCGAGCAAGCUGUACGGCGGUGGCCUUGAAGAGAUGGUCAAGGACUACCGGGUCGUCGUGGUCAUGACGACGAUCCCGCCGCGCAUUGAGAGGAUUGAGCCGGUGCUCGAUGCCAUGUUGGCUCAGACGUGGCCGCUCGACAAGCUGUAUCUCAGUAUCCCUCACACAUACAAUCGCACUGGGGAGCCCUACGUCAUCCCCGACUGGUUAAGAUCGAAGUCUGGCGUCCACAUUGCUCGCUGCGAGGACAUGGGGCCAGGCACUCAUUUGCUCAACGGUCUCCGGCUCGAGCAAGACCCUUGGGCAUUCAUUGUCGUGGUUGAUGACGAUCACAUCUACAGCCCCGACCUCGUGGAGACGCUGAUGCGAGCGGCACUCGCUCAUCCUGGCAACGCGGUGGCUGCUCAAGGCUUUCUUUCUGUGCCUGGGCUUGAGAUCACAAAGGAUUCUCCGCGGUACUUGCAUGAUCAGGGAUUCGCUUCUGGCCCAGUGUUGGUCAGCUACCUCGGAGUUGUCUACCAGCGGGGCUUUUUCGACGAUACGGUCUUUGACUACAGCCUCGCGGCGGAGCAGUGCAAGUACCAGGACGACAUGUGGUUCUCCGCCCACCUCGCGCUGAAGGGCAUCGGACGCGUGGUGCUGGGGUCUGCGCUCGGCGUCCAGGAGCUCAGGGACAUGCACCUCGGGCCGGAGUCGCUGACGCACUGGAAGGAAAACAAGCCCCGCGAGGUCAGCGCCAAGUGCAACGACUCGCUGCUGCGCCGCGCGAGCGCCAUCUGGGCGUGCCGCUCCCGCCUCGUGCUGUCGCUGGGGGGGCUGCCCCCGCGCCCCUCCGACGCGGCGGGGAGCGACGCCGCAGAGGUGGGCGAGUGGCAGUCCGCCUUGCGGGCGCGGCGGCCCCUGGGCGCGUCCUUCUGGCUGGGCGGGGUGCUGGUCAUGGACUCCGACGCCUGCCCGGCGAGCCCCGCGGAGCCGGGGGUCGGGCAGCUGCUCCGUGACCCCCUGCGCUGGGAGGGCGACCCGAGCACGGUGGUCCUCCUCGGUGCCCUGGAGGAUGUCGUCUCGCAGGGUGCCGACCUUGCCGCGCUGGCCGAGUGCGCCGCCUCCCGCGUCCCCAGCGGGUGCGGGCAGGGGGAGGCUGGGCCGGUGGACAGCGCUGGCAACGGAGCAGGGGCCGCAGCCAAUGCAGGGCGGGACUCCGCCAACGCUGCAGUUGCAGGCUCGCCGUUCUGCAGGAUCGGGGAGCUUGCCGCGGUGACGGACGAUAUCCUCGGCUGCACCUCCUGCGACAAGAAUGUGUACCUCUGGAAGCACACCACUGGCGAGCUGUUGAAGAAGCUCACUGGUCAUUCCAACGAGGUCAACGGCAUCGACUUUCACUGCACGCAGCAGGUGAUGGCGUCCGCAUCGGACGACAAGUCGUGCCUGAUCUGGGAUUUCGCGGAGGCGAUCCAGCUGCGGACUUUGGACAAGCACACCGAGGCGGUGUACGGCUGCAAGUUCCUGGGCCAGGAGAUGCAGUUCAACAUCGCCACGUGCUGCUUCGACAGGAGCACCCGCAUCUUCGACAUGCGCGACAAGAGCGUUUCGGCGUGCCUCCAGCUGCACAACGACGACGUCAUCGGCGGGGCGGGGACGCGCUACAUAGAGCCCAGGGACUCGCGCCGCGACGGCGGCGCGCGCCCGCGCCUGAACCCUUCGCCGCGCUUCGCAGGGGGCACGGCCGCGUCGGAAAUGCAGCGCCCCGGCGGCGGGCCGAUCGCGCAGAUGAGGCCGAGUGGCGAUGUCUCGCGCCUGCUCGAUCCUUCCAUUCGGCUAGCGGGCGGCCGGGUCAUUGCGCCGCUCGGCUUCGCGCGGACAUCGGCGCUCAGCGCGCCGGGGGGCGCCGGCCGCCGGCGCGCGCAGAAGCGCGGCGGCGCCGCCGGGGAUUGGACGCUCGGCAUCGUGUCCGGGUUGCCAAAUUGGGCGACCGGCCUCGCCGGAAGCGCCCUGUCGGGAGCGGAGCGGGCGUUGUCAAGUAGGGGCGAGGGUGAGUCGCCCGGCGCGAUUGGUCGCCGCGAACCCGUCAGCGGAGUGGCCCGCGCCUCGCCCGUUCGGCCGCCAACGUCCGCGUGGUUCAUGCGGCCGGCGAUCCGCGUCUCAGUGCCCCGCCCGCUGGACGAGCGGCGCAUCGUCGGCCGCCCGCCGGGGAAUCCAGCGGCCGCGCUUGCCAGGUGCCGCAGCAGCCCCGUGGCGCUGGCGCCGUUGCUCAAAGUGUCAGUGCCCAAGCGGACGGGACAGGCGCCGACACCGCUCCGCCCGCACAGCUGGGAGCGCCUCCUGCGGAGCACGGCGCGGUGUCGCUCCAACGUCGCCGUGGACAGCGAUGCCGUGGGGCGUGCAGGCGUCACGUCUGGAGGGGUGAGGGUGCUCGAGCGGCUUGUGCAGUGCGCGAGUGACUCGAGGCAAACGCGCCGAACCCUGACAUCCGACGCUGGGACGAACAUGCGGCGAGAACACCACGGCCGUGAAGCCAGGGCCCCUGGCGCCGCCCUCCCCGGCGGGGGCGCGGGCGAGUGGCCAGUGCCUCCCGGCGCCAGCUUGGCCGCGCGGCACGACCGCGGCGCCGAGGCGGCGGCGCUCGCGCCUGCCGCGCCGGCGGUGCCCGCGCCUGAGGCGAGGGAGCUCCUCCGAGGCAUCGAGGCCAGGUGCGAGGGCCUCCUGGAGCUCCAGGAGAGGCACCAGCGGCUGGAGGCGCGCCGCCAGGAGGCCGAGGCCGCCCACCUGCGUGCGGUCACCGACGCGCUCGCGGGCGGCCGGCGCGGCCAGGACGCGGUCGCGGCGCGCUUCCACGCCCUGGAUGCGGAGGCGAACGCCGCCCACUCGGGGGUGCUCGCCCUCCGGGACGGGCAGAUCGACAGCCUGCAGCGCCUGUGCGCGGCGGAGCGCGCCGAGCUGUGGCGCCUGCGCUCGGCGGCCGGCGACGCCCUGGCGCGCGAGGUCGACAGGCUGCGUGCCCGCCGGGCGGCGCUGGAGGCGGAGCUGGCCGGCCGUGGCGGCGGGGCGGAGGCGCCGUCGGGGGCGCUGCCGUCCGAGGAGCAGCGGCAGGGCACCGCGGCCCCGGCCGCCGCGGCCUCCGCGGGGGCGCCGGGCGCCGCUGGCAAGGGGCAGGGGAGCCUGAGGGCCCGGGUCGAGGACCUGUGCGGCAGACUGGCGGACGCCGAGGUGCAGCUGAGCCGGCAGGCGCUGCGGCGCGCGUCCCUCGACCGCCUGGCCGAGUCGCUGGUGCUCGGCUGCCGGUGCGCAGAGCCUCCGGGGCCGCUCCGCAGCCACUCCGCGGCCGCGCUGCCUGGCGGCUGGGGCGCGCAGGCGCCGCGGGCCGCCAGCCCCGAGCGGCAUCCCGGGAGCGCCGCGCCCCCGGCUGCGGAGAGCGGCCAGCGCCCGCGCCUCCCGGGCUCGUCUGCCGCGGGCCGCCUGCCGGCGCGCGACAGCGCGGACGCGCGGGGGAGCCCCGGCGCCGCGGCGCGCUGCGGCAGCGAGGCGCCCGGCGGUCCGCCGCCUGCCUGGCGGGCCCUCGAAGCCCGGCAGGCCGCGUCGCCCCCGCGGCUCGGCGGCGGCGAGCUGGCAUGCGGACCGCCCAACUCGGGCGAGGCGUACGGGCCGUGCCCCGGGGACUCGGUGGACGAGGAGGUCGCGCACUUUGUCAACAGGCCUCGGAACCGCCUCAGGAGGUCGCUCCUCCGCCGCCAGGGCCCGGGGCAGUACCUCUACGGCGCGUCCCAGGUGCGGGUCCGCCGGCGCGCCGGCGCCGGCGGCGGGCUGGAGGCUUCGGCGGUGGCGCUGGGCUCCGACUGGACUCCCAUCGAGGAGCUCCUGCGGUGGCUGGAGCGCCUCCAGAGCCGGGCCCCCCGGCAUGCCCCACGGCGCGUCCUGGUGGCGCCGCCGUGGGACCGGGGCCCACAUGCCGCUGGCGGGGGCUGCGCCGAGGCGCGCAAAAAUUGUCGUCAUCCCUCUGAGGCUCGGGCUUGA
Molecule: messenger RNA, 4131 nt
Organism: Prorocentrum cordatum
Lineage: Eukaryota; Dinophyceae; Prorocentrales; Prorocentraceae
Source: the annotation of a GenBank genome assembly